Messenger RNA from Parnassius apollo (apollo), 1008 nucleotides. The record is from the annotation of a GenBank genome assembly. NCBI's taxonomy places the organism in Eukaryota, Metazoa, Arthropoda, Insecta, Lepidoptera, Papilionidae.
UUGUGUGGUGACUAUAUUGGUGAUAGUGUCGGCCUCUUCGGCCGAGAACCUGCGACGGAAGAUUCGGACGCGAGCAGCGCGGGCUGCGGGCCCGCGAUGAGCGCGAACAACUGCGACAGCAUGACAUAUUUCUCUAACGCCUACAUGCCAGAUAUGAGGAACGGCAGUGGUCAUGAGCAUCAGCAGGCGCACGCGCACUAUGGUGCGGUGCCGCAGCAAGGGCACGAAAUGGACGGUUGCGAUCAGCAGCUCAGGCCGGCGCAACACCAUUACCCCGCGCAACCAGCGCCGGGAAUGCCUUACCCAAGGUUUCCGCCAUACGAUCGGUUGGGGUAUUACCAGCAAAUGGAGCAAAAUGGGUACCGGCCCGACAGCCCCUCCCAGAUGGGACACAUGGGCCCAAAGUCGGAUGGGUACGGCCCAAAUGGACAUCAACCGCCGACACCGGCAGUUUACACGUCCUGCAAAUUACAAGCGGCGGCAGCGACGGCGGGGGGAGUUCCGGGAAGCCCACCACUGGAGCAAGCGCAACAGAUGCCCCACCACAUGCACCCGCAGCAACACAUGGUGCAGCACGGGGUGCCGCCGCAUCAGCAGCACCUUAUGUACCCAGUGGACGAUAUGCAGCAUCAGACUCAGAUGCCAACCAUGCACCAGCAGUCCAUGCACGCGCAGCAGGCGCCCCCGCAGCAACCUCCCCCGAACACCAACGCCUCGCUGCCCAGUCCACUAUAUCCUUGGAUGCGGAGUCAAUUCGAACGGAAGCGGGGAAGGCAGACAUACACCCGGUACCAGACCCUCGAGCUGGAGAAGGAAUUCCAUUUUAACCGGUACCUGACGCGAAGGAGAAGGAUCGAGAUCGCACACGCGCUCUGCCUCACCGAGCGCCAGAUCAAGAUCUGGUUCCAGAAUCGACGCAUGAAAUGGAAGAAAGAGAACAAAACCAAAGGCGAGCCAGGCUCAGGAGACGAGCCGGACAACAUGAGUCCGCCAACAUCGCCACAGUAA